Aspergillus puulaauensis is the source of this 1608-nucleotide messenger RNA. RefSeq lists its product as uncharacterized. Bases 1 to 1608 code for a protein of 535 amino acids. NCBI's taxonomy places the organism in Eukaryota, Fungi, Ascomycota, Eurotiomycetes, Eurotiales, Aspergillaceae. The transcript is spliced from 8 exons. The record is from RefSeq and is a predicted model, not a curated record. Gene Ontology annotation, molecular function: oxidoreductase activity, acting on paired donors, with incorporation or reduction of molecular oxygen; monooxygenase activity; heme binding.
AUGAAUAGUCCACCCAAAACCAACCCGUUGCUCCAACAUGUCUCGGUGGUUGCAGUAUUGAAAUUCGCUGCCGUGGUUUUCCUGUUUAUAGUCACCGGAAUCUGCUGGGCUUACCGCAACAGGGGCUUCUGGGCAUCCUCCUCAGCCAACGAAAAAUGGAUUGGUGGUCCAAAAGGCAAGCCUUUCAUAGGAAAUGCCCAGGAACUCCAGGUCCGCGGCGCUGCAAGCUGCAAGGCUUGGUGGUCUCUUUACCAGCGAUACGGCCCUGCCUACGAGCUGACACUCCCUUUCUUCCGCAUGCAUGUUAUCAAUCAUCCUACAUACCUUGAGCAUAUCCAAAAGCACAACAAUAAAAACUACAUACGUGGUAACUUCAACCGGAAUGUAUUCAGGGAGUUACAUAGAACCGGCAUCUUUGUCUCUGAUGGCAAAGAGUGGCAAUUACAGCGCAAGGCGGCCCUUCGAGUAUUCAGCAAACAGAAUUUUGACAAUCACAUCACGCGAACCCUCCAUCGCUGGCUUGAUAUUCUGCUGCAACUUCUCUCUAAUUUAGCCAAGGAGCAAAAGACAUUCGAUUUCCAGGAUUUAAUGGGACGCUUUAUGAUCUGUAUUUUCCUCAGUAUGGCAUUCCACGAGGACGAGCUCGCUCUGGAGGUCAUGUCAGAGAGCCCCGAGAGUCUCCAGACUACGCCGGAUUAUGUCAAAGCCUUCGAUGAGGCCACCCACUUGUUUGAUAGACGAAGGCGUGAUCCGCUAUGGAGGAUGACUGAAAGGCUUUCUGGCGAGGACAAGAUAACAAAGAGAGCCGUGCGCCUGUUCUACGAGCGGAUUGAUGGUUUUAUCAAAAAGCGGCUUGACGCGAUGGAGAAUGGCUAUAAGCCAAACCCAGACGCGGGACUUGAUCUUCUGGACAUAUUCAUACAGUCAACAACUGAUAUAUAUACGCUGGGCGGAAUGGUGUUCGCGUUCUUGUCCGCUGGCCGAGAUACGACUGCAUUUACCAUCACAUGGUUUAUGAAGGAGAUUCACCAUAGAGAAAACAAACAUCUUGAUGCUGUGAAAAAGAUGCAAACAGAGGCCCAGGAACUUGGCUUUACAAAUACCUUCCUUGAAUACGGGGAUACGUCGAAAUUACGCUUUACGAAUGCCAUGUGGGACGAAACCGUUCGCCUUGACACUGUUUCUCCAGCUGGCCAGAUAGAGGCGGCGGGAGAUGAUAUUCUUCCGGCAGUGCCCGAACUCAAUAUGCCUGCCCGACAUAUUAAAAAGGGUGACGUAGUAACCUACCAAAAUUAUGUUCUCUCUCGCAUGCCUGAAGUCUGGGGAGAAGACGCCACCGUCUUCAAUCCUCUCCGAUGGUUUAAAGACAACGGCGAAAGUAUUUCGUACAGCCCUUUCAAGUAUCAUUCUUGGAAUGCUGGGCCGCGCAGCUGUCUCGGACGCGCUCUUGCCACGUACGAGGGCAUCGCCAUCACAACUGCCAUUCUCCAGCGGUUCGAUGUCAUCCUUGAGAAUCACAGCAAGACAUACGAGCCACUUGCUGCUAUGAAUAUGGGAAUCAAAGACGGCUUGCUCAUGCGGGUGAGAGAAAGGUGUCAGCAAACUUAG